UAGAUACUUAGGCAUGACUGCAAUGGGCUGUACGACUUUAAGAAGGAAACGCGUGAGCUAGCGUGUGGCUCUUGGUAGUGAUACUGUGUUUAGCAACAACCCAGAACGCGGGGAGAGGAGGAGACCCAGGGAGUGGUAUCGCACUCGGGCGGGUACUGGUUAGGGCUCUCGUGCUAUGGUUCUACUUAGUUUAGAACUGGAAGUCCUGCUGGAAGAGCCAGGCAUGCGUGAGCUGUCGCUGCUUUGACUUCAGAGGGACACUCCGGUUGAGCUGAACGAUUGGUGGGGGCUUUUGAAGGCUUUAACCCAGGCAUACCUGAGUUGUCGUAGCAAUACAGUCCCAUUUUAAAUGAAAUAUAUUAGUAAAAGUUUAUCUGUCUUGGCCUCGUUGUGACGUUCUGCACUUCAUAUCUCAUGUAGAGUGGAGGCAACAUUCCAAAGGUUUGCUGGCAGUAUGGCCACUAGUGCAGUUCCCAGCGAGAACCUCCCCACGUACAAACUGGUUGUUGUCGGAGAUGGAGGUGUUGGGAAGAGCGCACUCACCAUUCAGUUUUUCCAGAAGAUUUUUGUGCCAGACUAUGAUCCAACAAUUGAAGAUUCCUACCUGAAGCACACGGAAAUAGAUGGGCAAUGGGCCAUACUUGAUGUGCUGGACACUGCUGGACAAGAAGAGUUCAGUGCUAUGAGGGAACAGUAUAUGAGAACAGGAGAUGGGUUCCUCAUUGUCUUUUCAGUAACUGAUAAAGCUAGCUUUGAGCACGUGGACAGGUUCCAUCAGCUUAUCCUUCGUGUUAAGGACAGGGAAUCAUUUCCCAUGAUCUUAGUAGCGAAUAAAGUUGAUUUGAUGCACUUGCGCAAAGUCACAAGUGACCAAGGCAAGGAAAUUGCAGCAAAGUACAACAUUCCGUAUAUAGAAACCAGUGCCAAGGACCCUCCAUUGAAUGUCGACAAAGCCUUCCAUGACCUUGUUCGAGUAAUCAGACAAGAGAUUCCAGAAAAAAAUCUGAAAAAGAAGAAGAAAACCAAGUGGCGUGGUGACAGGGCGACUACUUCUACUAGAAUACAUUGUGUGAUCUUGUGAUGGACUUUUAUUGCCCUGCUGCUGGAAAGUAGCUACUGAUUUUUUUUCUGUGGGAGACUGUGGCAAUUGAACAAGUAUGGCCAUACUGCACUACCUAUAGCCAGCGCUGUACCACUUCUAAAUGUACCCCCCAAUACACUACAAUGGGGAAGGAACUCAUCUCUCUAAAAGAUUGUAAUUAUACCUUCAUAUUUGUGUGUCUGACAACCAUAAAGAACAGUCAACAUGUCCAGCUGCUAAUGAGAAGAUAGCGUGGCAAAAAGUUUGUGUGUUUUGUAUCCAGUUCUUUAUGUGCCACAAAGGUGCGGAGAUUACCCCAAGUAUACAUCAAGCCACCUGUACUUGCUAUCAAGAAAACUGAGCAAGAUGCCUUUUAGCACAAAAAUAGCCAUUUAUUUUAUUUUUAUUUUACUUUUUUUUGAGAGAGACUUUUCAAAGCUCUUGAUAAAGACCGCAGUGCACCGGACUGGAAUGAAAUGUGAUUUUGUACUGAAUCAGCACAGAAGGAGCUGCCAGAAAUGAACUUAAUGUGAAGUGACUAAAACUUUUGAGAGGAAAAUGAAUUCCAGCUGCUGCUGUGGGCUUCAGACACUGUGUCAGAGUCUGGAUACCAGCCAGCAUGCAUUCUGUAAUCUACAGAAAAUUCCGGAUUUUUACCAAGCCUUGUUUAUUUGGUCUGUUGUACUCUCAGUGAAGACUUUUUUAAAGAACAUAUUUAAACUAUGGAAAAUGAAAUCUUUGACUCUAAACAUAUCACCACAACAUUAUAACAUUUUCUGCACUUUUUUAGCUGCCAGUAUAAGUUUAUGUCAGGUUCUCUGGUUUUGUACCUGCACUGAAAAAAAUGUGGCAACAAACAAAACAAAAAAGUGUGCCUGCACCAUUGUAAGCCUAGAAGUAUAAAAUGUGUUUAACUGAAGUAUCAGCUAAUGCUUCUCUGUACUGGGAAAAAGAGGCCAGUGUAAUCAUUUAGGGCCCUAUCAGUAUGGCAUAACCGUUUCACAGCAUUUAUUGCCGUAGUGAUUGUGCAUCCGGGUUAUCUUUGGAGAGAAAAAAAAGUAUAACUGUUAGAUGUCUUGUACAGCAUUUUGUAUCUCCACACACUAAGUAAUGCUUUUGAUGCUUAGUUUAUGUAGAACAAGGCCACUGAACUGACAGCAUUUCUGUCAUUAUGCCUUUCUUUGGGGGAAGGGGCGUACAGAUUCCAGUUCUCACUUUUAUAGUUUACAAAGCCCUUUUAGAAGGUGCUGCAGAAGAAAACCAUAUUAAUCCCCCUACUCUGAAUGUAUUUUGUGCUGUGAAUGAAUUUGUACAGAGGAAUUGUAGAUAGUCCAAUGUAUUUCCCUGUGUCAGGAUGGGAUCUGCCUACAGUUACAGAUCUUGGCAUGAAUUAGAAUAGUUCAUGUAUCAGAAAUUAAUUUUGGAAAAAGACCAUAAAACUGGUUCUGCUUUUAACUGUCUUGUAACUGCAAUAAAUAUUUAUAGUAGUAGAAUGCAUUGCAAGCAUCCCUAAACUUAGUUUAAACAAGAUUGUUAUGGUCAAAACAGCACAACAGUUCAACAACAGACCGUUGAACAGAAUUGUCUGAGGUUAAUACUGUAGUAAAUUGAUGGCAGAAAGUCUGCCUUUGUUUGACUUGGAGAACACAGUACUGUUUAUGUUUCAGAUUUAUUUUAAAUUGCUUCAUUCCCCCACGAAGAAAAGGUGGUUACCAAUUUAAACACUGGAAUAACCUUACAAAGUGAAAUUUUUGUCAGGUUCCCUAGGGAAGAAGAAAAAAACGUCUAAAAGCAGAUUUAGUGGAUGUGAGUUAACAGUAUUUCAGUUGACUGCAGUAGACAGAAAGUGACUGUUGUGUGUUUAUUUUUAUUCUCUGUUGCCUUAAAGGGAUUUAUAAUGUAUCCCUGUUUGUAGACCAUUGUACGUAUCUGUUUAAUGCCAAGAAGUGUUAACACUGCCUUGUAACCACUUUUGCUGGGGUACAUAAAGUGACACAAUGUACUGAAAGUUCUAGUAAUUUUGACUGAUUCGUGGUAACCGGGACUUUUACAAGGAACUGUUCUUUUUAUAUGUAAUGCCAUGUAAGUGAUAUGGUAACUGAGUAAUAGGAAAGCCUAGGUAUUCUUCAUUGCCUGAGUUCCAAAUUUCAGAAUUCUCACCAUUUUCAGUGUAUAUUUUGAAAGCUGUUGACAUCUGCACAUCAGAUUGAAACAAAUGUUUUAUAUUAUAUUUAUCCUAACACUGUUAUUAUAAAAACUCCAGACUUGGUACUCUGUCUUUAUAAGUGCCAUAUUUUGAUGUCAUAGCCAUACAAUGCCCAUAUCAACAAGCAAAGUACUUUUAAGUCUUGGAGUUCAGCGAGAAUCUUGAGUUUUUGGUGCUAUACUCUUCCAGGUGUAUUUACAGGUCCGGUAUGCACUACUAAAUAUUUUACAAGGCCACAUAUCUGCAUAGACCUACACAUAAAAAAUGUCACGAUCUUUUGAAAUGUUUUGACAAGAAGUGGUUUUACAUGAUGUAUGUCGGUAGCACCAAUGAAGUAUAAAUGUAAUCACCUUGAACUUCUUUUCUGGCCUGCCUUGAGUCUGCAAAGAAUCCUAGAAUUCUUUCUCUUAACUUCCUCUCAAAUCCCCCCCCCUUUCUGUUUUUGAAACAAGAUGUCUUGAACCCAUACCUGAAUAGAUCUCUUUUCCUUUAAGAAAAAAUGCCUUGAUUUCAUGCUUUAUUUUGUGUAAAUGAACACCUGUAACAUACCUGCUAUGGUGUUUUUUUUUUUAUCAUCCCUUUGGAGAUAUGGCUAGCUGUUCUGAUGCCUGAUGCUGUCUCCAUCAACUUUAAGUUGAGGAGUAGAAAAAAAAAGCUCUUCCCUUUAAGCUGUAACAAACUGCUUGUUACAUUUGUAAUAACAAGAAGCUGCUACAGUUUAUGCUACAUAGCACUGCUAAAGUGCUUCAGUUCUGACCACAAAUGCAGUACUGGCAUGCACUGGCAUUCAUUUCUGAAUGCAAGUAUUGCAUUGAAAUAGUUGCACUCAGGUUGGCUUGUCCCAACCAAGCUACACCUGUACUACUGUUAAUUCGAUGUACAGCAACCCUUCAGAACAAUCCAGUUAUUCACUGCUGCCUACACAUUUUAUCCACUGUACUAGUCCCUGAUUUAUGGUUAUUAAAAGAAGAAGCUGUGUUGCCAUGAUCUGAAAUUCCAGAGUUAUACCCAUGAUUUCUGGGCAAAUGCUUAUCAUUAAGACAUCUUUAUUAAGAAAACAAUUUCUGAGUACAAGCAGUAAAUGUGAUAGUACAGGUUUACUGUUAGUAAGUGCUGGCCUACAACACAAAAUUCCAUAUUUUGAGUUUUUCAUGUACGCAGUCCUUAUUACAGAAUGUAAUAGUACCUUUACUGGAAAAAACAUGGAAAACGUACCCUUGAAUGUAGUGCUUUUACCAUAUUUCACUGCAUAGGCAUUGAUUUUUUGAAACCCCUGUCCACUACAAAGGCUAUUGUGCUAGUCCCUGCUUUACAGUGCUGUAACUUCCAAGAAAUUGGAUUCCACAGAGAAUUUCCUAACAUUCUAUUAGGGGCCACAUAUUCUGACAGUAUGUGAAUGUCACUGACCUAUAAGGACCAUCAGCUGCACCCUCAAUUCCUUUUCUUUCCAUUUGUCUUUUCAUGUAAAUGCAAUCUACUUCUAAUGGGACAGUGAUGUACUCCUUCCCAGCUACCUUUUUGUCAAGCCAUUCAUGACUGAACAUUUCAAAACAGUGGUCAUUGAAGACUUUCACUUCUUAAAUUACAUGACUCCAUUCUUUUAACUUUUUACAGUUUCAGUUCAAUGUAAGUCCUACCUCUCAACAACUUAGAGCAAGAAAUCUGGACAAAGCCAUAAAUAAUGGGGGGGAGGCCAAAAAAUAGGGACAGUUUUUAAAUAUUGCUCUUACAAAUAUAGAAAAUUGAUAGAAUAACAGGUUUUGGAUCAGCAUGCAUUUUCUUAAAGAUAUGAAGUCUGAAACUCAAAUGCCUAUCAUUAUUUUUUGACUUAAUGCUUUGCUAGUUAUUUGCCAGAAAACCAAAAUCUUAUGAGGAACAGAUUAAAAAUAUGAGGCAAAAAUCUGGACAUUUUGCAAAAAUCUGUACAGUUGAGAAGAAUGUUGAAUUUUGGAAAAUUAUUGUGAUGUUUCAGGGAUAUCAUCUGUAAGAUGUGCUUCUCUACAGACCCUUCCUGCCAUAAAGGGUGACAUUUAGCCAUUUACUACUAUGUUGCUAUCUCCUGCAGUUCUAAAGUAGUCAGGCUAAUUGUGUUUGCUCUGUUAAUGCCUGCUACAGUAGCUGUUCUGCAAGCUGCAGUUGACUUGCUUUUAUUGUUAUACUCUAGCAUGUAUUAAUUUUAAGUACACAUCAAGGUUCUAUUGCUUACCAUUCAUACACAGUUCUGUCCAUGUCUGCAGUAGUGCGACUUAGGCAAGGUUCUGUUGCUUACCAUUCAUACACAGCUCUGUCCAUGUCUGCAGUAGUGUGACUUAGGCAAGGUUCUGUUGCUUACCAUUCAUACACAGCUCUGUCCACGUCUGCAGUAGUGCGACUUAGGCAAGGUUCUGUUGCUUACCAUUCAUACACAGCUCUGUCCAUGGCUGCAGUAGUGCGACUUAGGCAAGGUUCUGUUGCUUACCAUUCAUACACAGCUCUGUCCAUGGCUGUAGUAGUAGUGUGACUUGGGUACCCAGUUCUUCCAGACCCUUACUUAGACCAUGUAGAUGCUGAGAACGAAAACUGUUUACCAUAAAGUAGUUUCAUCCGACCAUUAUGAUGAAGUCAUAUGUGACAUCUGUAGUGACCCUAUGAACAGCUAAUAGGCAAAUAUGGAAUGGAGGUGUAUUGUCAGGCCUUUCUUCUACAGCACACACACUUAUGAGCAACUAAGAGUCACCAGUCAACCGACUAAAGGUGGGAGGAAAGCAAAGUACCCAGAGAAAACCCAGGCAGUACAUGCAGAUUCCAGAUGCAAGGCACCCCAGCGAAGAACAGAACUGCCAAACCUCUCAUUGCAAGAUGACAUGGAUACUCAUUGUGUCACCUUCACAGGAAGAGUUGGGGAUUCUUAAAAUUAUUACAGCCCUUCAUGUUGCUGUCAUGUGGAAGGAAGGAGGCAGGGAAACAACGCUUACAAGUUAUAUUAAAAAUUAAAAUGAUACAAUAUGUCAUGAAAGAAAUAUACGUAGUUAUGGGGUUUAAGGUAUAAAUGUGAAUUUCAGUAGAGAAGGUGGACUUCAAGGCUAUACUUCCUGGAUAUUUUCCCAUACUGCUCUCUACCUUUACAGGGCAACCCAGGUGAUUUUGUGUUUCUUGGUUCUUUGUCAAACAUGCCUCUAAUUGUAUGAAGUUACCUUAUCAGCCUAACCAUAGAGUUGGGGCCCAUCAAUAUUGUUAUUAAUUACUAUUGCACGGAACAGCCUCCGGACAGUUGAGCACAUCAUCAAGUCAAAAUUCUGCAUUUGUGAUUAGAAAUGGCAUUUUGUUAAAUUUGCAGUUCAAAAUCUGUCUCUUUUAUAUCUUAAGUAUUUGCCGCAAGCUGUGGAGAGGGAGUUGACUAACUUUCCAAGUACUAUCAGAUAGAUUUAUCGAGUUGGAACUCUUCUUUGUUCAUUCAGGAAAUGGAAUGGUUGGUGUCUCUUGGAUGUCCUGUUUGACCGUAAGGCACUACGUGAGGCAGUAGUUUUGAGCAUGUGUUUUUAGUAGCUGUCUUGCCACAGAGUUUACACCUGUGACAUAGUUUUAUGGCAAAAGUUCCCAAAUACAAAUUUUAAUGAUCGUAAAUAUUUUAGUCAAGUUUAGAGCCUGAUAAGUCUGUUUAUAAAGGACUGUGGCACCAGUCCCUUUCCUCCAUAGUAUCCCUUCUAGAUCUAAGUGAUCUAUUUACUACACAAAAAAAGUUUCUGAUCUCUAAAUACAUCCAGCUCAGGAUUCUUUGUCAGCAUCCAUGAUGUAAUAGCCCAGUAUCUAGCUUUGUUGCUCAGUUUUAGGCCACUUGACUUCUCAGAGUUUCUUCCUUGGACCUUCAGUCCAUUUGAGGAAGCACUGAAUAACUUUAUGCUAUGAGUGGUUAAGCAUUACCUUGGACGUUUCUUUCCUGCAGUUUUGAAAAUGUUAAUGAAUUAUUGCUUCACAAAAUACCCCCCAUAUUUCCUUUGAAUCAGAAAUCAUUUCAAAAGGAAGAGUUUCCCACUGAAGUGCCAUUGUUUUCUGUUUAGAUAAAAAGGUCUUUAUUUAUAUGCUUUCUUUCCAGAAGAACAAUAAGUCCUUUUUGUAGUCUUAAAGAUAUUUGAUUUAUUCUUUACCAAGUCUUUUUUCAUCUCUAUUGACCCUAUUAGGAAACAUGUUGCAUACCUUCAUAUUCUGAUGCAUGUUUUCAAGACAAUAUUUUUAACACUUUUUUUUUUUCAGAAUGAGCACUAAAUA
Protopterus annectens (West African lungfish) is the source of this 7532-nucleotide messenger RNA. It is a transcript of the gene MRAS, whose product is annotated as muscle RAS oncogene homolog. Gene Ontology annotation, biological process: signal transduction. Gene Ontology annotation, molecular function: GTPase activity; GTP binding; GDP binding. Lineage: Eukaryota; Metazoa; Chordata; Ceratodontiformes; Protopteridae. The transcript is spliced from 7 exons. The coding region runs from base 455 to 1081 and encodes 208 amino acids. Gene Ontology annotation, cellular component: plasma membrane. The record is from RefSeq and is a predicted model, not a curated record.